Molecule: messenger RNA, 669 nt
Organism: Monascus purpureus
Lineage: Eukaryota; Fungi; Ascomycota; Eurotiomycetes; Eurotiales; Aspergillaceae
Source: the annotation of a GenBank genome assembly
CUCGUAUCCAAUACUGCUGCAUACCGAUAUCAACAACUCGCUGCCAUUGAGACCGAAUUGUUCUGGUCGACAGACGUCUAUAGUCAAGAUGGUCUUCAUUCUCGGUGUCAACUUCCCUGAGCGGAACCUCGUCAAGAAAUCCCUCGAGACAUUCUUCGGAAUCGGUUCCUUCACUUCCUCCCGUCUGCUAGCACGCUUCCACAUCCAUCCAACAUGCAAAGUCCGCGACUUGGCGAAUAAGCAGGUCCUCGACCUUACAGCCGCGUUGUCAGAUAUGAAGAUCGAGAAUGACCUCCGGAGGCAGAUACUUGAUAAUAUCAAGCGAUUGAAGGAGACGGGAACGUACCGAGGAAGAAGACAUGCGUUGGGCUUGCCUGUGAGGGGACAGAGGACAAGAACUCAAAUCAAAACGGCCAUCAAACUCAACCGGAUGGAGAGGAAACUUUAAGCUCAUGUCUUCGGUGUUACUUUUCGUUGGGAAUCAUAUCCUUGCAACUUAUCUUGUUGGGGGCAUGGGAAGGCGUUAUUUUCUCUUGCUUGAUUUUUAUGGAUAGCCCAGCUGCGAUGUAUGUAUUAUAUGUAUAGAUAAAUGAGGAUGGAAAUAACCUGAUAUCAAUAGUUCUUCUCUCAGGCCUUAGGUCAAGAUAGGCACUUUUACAAUAUGCACAU